AUGACAUCGGUUUCUCCACAAAGUAAAUCGUUCAAAUAUCGCCAGGAGUUGAAUUCAGAGAAAAGUGAAUCGUGCAAAUUUUGCAAGAUUUGUGGUAAAAUGUACCGAUACAGGAACGCCCUAGCCAAUCACAUGCGUGCUGAACAUAAAAAUCAUCCAAUAAUUUCGAAUCGCAGCAGACGGCCGUACGUCUGUGACUUCUGUGGUAAAAGAUACGCAAACAAUGCUGCCCUAUUGAAACACAAGCCAUGGCACACUAAGACGCCGUAUCCCUGUAAAGUUUGUGGUAAAGUGUUUCAAUUCGAAACAGUUUUCUAUAAUCACCUGCGAACCCACAACAUGGAUCCAUCCGAUGUGCGCAAAUCUCACAGCCAACUGCCGAGCGCAGAGGACAUAGUCCUUUGCAGUGAGUCGUUGCGAUGUGACAUUUGUGGCAAGAAAGCCACCACUAGAGACGAACUACUCAAGCACAGAAAAAUUCACAAGCCGAAGACAUUUCGUUGUAAGGCCCAUUUCACACCAAAGCUGGGCCGGGCCCGGCCUAGCCGAGCGGAAUCGGCCGGAGGCGGAUCAGCCGAGCGGAAUCUGCCUGCGUUCGCACUGAAGCCGUUUGCCGAUUCGCUCAGUAAUACAAAAUACUGCGCAACUCACUACUUGGGAAGAUCGAACUAA
This is a messenger RNA of Nilaparvata lugens (brown planthopper), 672 nucleotides long. RefSeq names its product zinc finger protein 37 homolog. The record is from RefSeq and is a predicted model, not a curated record. The coding region runs from base 1 to 672 and encodes 223 amino acids. The transcript is spliced from 2 exons. NCBI's taxonomy places the organism in Eukaryota, Metazoa, Arthropoda, Insecta, Hemiptera, Delphacidae.